Molecule: messenger RNA, 1647 nt
Organism: Arctia plantaginis
Lineage: Eukaryota; Metazoa; Arthropoda; Insecta; Lepidoptera; Erebidae
Source: the annotation of a GenBank genome assembly
AUGAAAUUUCGCACUUUAUACAUAUCGGAACAGGUAAGGAAAGCUGAGAUGCUAAAAUUGCAGCACGGCGGCGAUGGCGCCGAGUCGCUAGAGCGCGUGCGCGAGCUGCGCGCGCUCUGCGGGCGCGAAGUGCAGCACGGCGGCGAUGGCGCCGAGUCGCUAGAGCGCGUGCGCGAGCUGCGCGCGCUCUGCGGGCGCGAAGUGCAGCACGGCGGCGAUGGCGCCGAGUCGCUAGAGCGCGUGCGCGAGCUGCGCGCGCUCUGCGGGCGCGAAGUGCAGCACGGCGGCGAUGGCGCCGAGUCGCUAGAGCGCGUGCGCGAGCUGCGCGCGCUCCUGCGGGCGCGAAGUGCAGCACGGCGGCGAUGGCGCCGAGUCGCUAGAGCGCGUGCGCGAGCUGCGCGGCGCUCUGCCGGGCGCGAAGUGCAGCACGGCGGCGAUGGCGCCGAGUCGCUAGAGCGCGUGCGCGAGCUGCGCGCGCUCUGCGGGCGCGAAGUGCAGCACGGCGGCGAUGGCGCCGAGUCGCUAGAGCGCGUGCGCGAGCUGCGCGCGCUCUGCGGGCGCGAAGUGCAGCACGGCGGCGAUGGCGCCGAGUCGCUAGAGCGCGUGCGCGAGCUGCGCGCGCUCUGCGGGCGCGAAAGCGCGUGCCGCGAGCUGCGCGCGCUCCUGCGGGCGCGAAGUGCAGCACGGCGGCGAUGGCGCCGAGUCGCUAGAGCGCGUGGCGCGAGCUGCGCGCGCUCUGCGGGCGCGAAGUGCAGCACGGCGGGCGAUGGCGCCGAGUCGCUAGAGCGCGUGCGCGAGCUGCGCGCGCUCUGCGGGCGGCGAAGUGCAGCACGGCGGCGAUGGCGCCGAGUCGCUAGAGCGCGUGCGCGAGGCUGCGCGCGCUCUGCGGGCGCGAAAGUGCAGCACGGCGGCGAUGGCGCCGAGUCGCUAGAGCGCGUGCGCGAGCUGCGCGCGCUCUGCGGGCGCGAAGUGCAGCACGGCGGCGAUGGCGCCGAGUCGCUAGAGCGCGUGCGCGAGCUGCGCGCGCUCUGCGGGCGCGAAGUGCAGCACGGCGGCGAUGGCGCCGAGUCGCUAGAGCGCGUGCGCGAGCUGCGCGCGCUCUGCGGGCGCGAAGUGCAGCACGGCGGCGAUGGCGCCGAGUCGCUAGAGCGCGUGCGCGAGCUGCGCGCGCUCUGCGGGCGCGAAGUGCAGCACGGCGGCGAUGGCGCCGAGUCGCUAGAGCGCGUGCGCGAGCUGCGCGCGCUCUGCGGGCGCGAAGUGCAGCACGGCGGCGAUGGCGCCGAGUCGCUAGAGCGCGUGCGCGAGCUGCGCGCGCUCUGCGGGCGCGAAGUGCAGCACGGCGGCGAUGGCGCCGAGUCGCUAGAGCGCGUGCGCGAGCUGCGCGCGCUCUGCGGGCGCGAAGUGGCAGCACGGCGGCGAUGGCGCCGAGUCGCUAGAGCGCGGUGCGCGAGCUGCGCGCGCUCUGCGGGGCGCGAAGUUGCAGCACGGCGGCGAUGGCGCCGAGUCGCUAGAGCGCGUGCGCGAGCUGCGCGCGCUCUGCGGGCGCGAAGUGCAGCACGGCGGCGAUGGCGCCGAGUCGCUAGAGCGCGUGCGCGAGCUGCGCGCGCUCUGCGGGCGCGAAGUGCAGCACGGCGGCGAUGGCGUUGA